Messenger RNA from Aspergillus luchuensis, 915 nucleotides. RefSeq names its product putative bZIP transcription factor (Fcr3) (gene rsmA). The record is from RefSeq and is a predicted model, not a curated record. The transcript is spliced from 3 exons. Lineage: Eukaryota; Fungi; Ascomycota; Eurotiomycetes; Eurotiales; Aspergillaceae. The coding region runs from base 1 to 915 and encodes 304 amino acids. Gene Ontology annotation, cellular component: RNA polymerase II transcription regulator complex. Gene Ontology annotation, molecular function: DNA-binding transcription activator activity, RNA polymerase II-specific; transcription cis-regulatory region binding.
AUGGAUUAUUCGUUCUAUUCAAACCAUCCCCAGCAACCUUAUCCUCUCUACGGCGUCCACGGGCUGCCCACUCCCGACCAAGGCAAUUCCGCCCCUCAAGCCGAGGCCAUCCAGGGCGCUUUCGCUCCUUUGGGAGCGCAAAACUACCAGUCUUUCGAUCCGAACUUGCGCUUUCAGGAUCCUCACGCAGCCGCUGCCUUCGUUGCCCCGCCACACUCGCCUCCCGAGUCCCUCACCAAGCAGUCGGUCACCAGCAUUGAAUUUUCUAGCCAGAACGUUGAUCGAGCCUCAUACGAUGGAGAUGAUCAGCUCUUAGACCAAAGUCUCGGUCGGAGCAGCAGCGAGGAGAAAGAGAGUCUGACCCCGGCGCAAUCGAAGCGAAAGGCCCAGAACAGAGCUGCUCAGCGCGCAUUUCGUGAACGCAAAGAGCGCCAUGUGCGUGAACUGGAAGAGAAAGUUAACAACCUUGAAAAUGCAUCAAACACUCUUGUGGCGGACAAUGAGCGACUGAAGAGAGAGCUGGCAAAGUUCACGACCGAAAAUGAGAUACUUCGGGCAACAUCAACUUCAAUGCGCCAGUCAGGCCAGCGCUCCACCGAUGAGGAACCGACAACGACAGGGCCAUUGCAAUACUCGCCCAUGGAUCUCAAAUCCGAUGCAGUUGGGGGUAAUGGCCCCGCUCAUCGCAUCACCAUAUGCGGAAAGACGGGUGAGAAACUGCUUGACUCGGGAGCCACCUGGGAUCUCAUCCAGAAUCAUGAGCUCUUCAAGCGUGGCCUAGUGAAUAUUGGCGAUGUCUCGGGUCGGUUGCAAGGUGCUGCUCAGUGCGAUGGGCAGGGGCCUGCCUUUCGGGAAAGCCAGGUCCUUCAGGCCAUUGAAGAAAGUGCAGCUGCUGGCAACGAUGACUUGUUGUGA